Messenger RNA from Symsagittifera roscoffensis, 1563 nucleotides. Its product is annotated as chymotrypsinogen B-like. Gene Ontology annotation, biological process: proteolysis. Lineage: Eukaryota; Metazoa; Xenacoelomorpha; Acoela; Convolutidae. The coding region runs from base 13 to 885 and encodes 290 amino acids. Gene Ontology annotation, molecular function: serine-type endopeptidase activity. The record is from RefSeq and is a predicted model, not a curated record. The transcript is spliced from 5 exons.
UCUAUUAUUAAGAUGAGACUUCAACUUCAGAGCUUAAUUUGUGCUUACUUUUUGGCGAUCAUUGGUCAUUCAAGUACACGCCAGUUCAACGCCUCAUUUCAUAAUUCACCUCACGGUCAAAAUAACAGCUCUGUUAAUUUAUCAUCACCGGCGGUGAUUUCGACCAUAAUUGGAGGCGUUAAUAGCAUAGACCGACCAUUUUAUAUCCGCAUUGUAAACACUGGUAAUUACGAGUUCUGCGGUGGAUCGAUUGUAAAUAGUUUUUGGAUUAUCACAGCUGCUAGUUGUGUUUAUGAAUAUACAGAAGAUUAUUUGCUGGUCGAGACUGGAGAUUUCACCCGUGGAGACGACGACACAGAAUCCUAUCAUGUCGAAAAAGUUUUCCUUGCUGACGGCUUCUCAAUGCGUGAGCUAGUGAACAACCUGGCGCUUCUUAAACUGUCCAUUCCGAUGCCCAUUCGGCUGUUCGGACAGUUACCCGUUUGCACGAAAGAGAAGCCACACGGCACACGUCUCGGCUCAUGUGGCAUGGGAGCAGAUGAAAUGAUGUCAGAUCACGGAUUCAAUUUCCCCUACAGGCUUCAAGAAACUUAUUUCACUGAAGUCAAAUUUGUCAGUUCUGGUCCAUUCAACUUAGACUGGUGUCGCGAAGACAACGUCUGCACAGAACCAGUUUUGGAAGACUCAAGUUCGUGUUUUUACGACGAAGGGAAUCCGCUUUACUUAUUUCAUUGUGAAACGCGAGUUCCUUAUUGUCUUUACGGCGUUGGAAGUUACACCCUUCAUAAAAGGAAUCGACAGAGAUUGAGAUGCAAUGGCGGAAGUUUCUUCACGAACGUGCCGCAUUUCUACCAGUGGAUUGUCAAUAUUAUAAGCCAUAACUGACUCAUAAAAAAGUGCAUAUUUAGAUCUCGUUUUCGCUAUAACUACACCUCCCCCCACCCCCAAUGGGACCCAGUAAUGAUGUUCACCCUUUUAAGGAUGAAAUCUAACUUGUAACUAAAUCUAACUUAAAUCUAAUUUUGUACCUAAAUUCUCUCAUCUCUCCUUAAGUAGUGGGGUGGCAGGGGUGUUAUAGCAGGGGGCGGGGUGACAGGGUUACAUGUUAAAUAUAUAGAUCCGUAGUUUUAAAAAGCCGAUGAAAUUUAAAUUGAAUUAAUUUUAAUUCACGCGAGAUUGACAUUCAUCAUUGGAAGCUUAAUGUUUGAUGUGCCGUUUUCUGAAACACCAGUAUCAUACCACCUUGAAAGCUACUCCUGUCAUUGCCAUGGUUCAUGGUUAUUCAAAUUAAACUUAAGUAAUCUGUGUGAAGUUAUGAGUUGUGACUUUACUUUGAUGUAGAUAGAUUGUAUUAUGACGCUAAAGUCAUAACCAGCAUGCAUGUGAUCAGCCUUGUUGUUCCGAUUUUCGAAGAAAACGGAAUAUUUAUACUUGGUGUGGUUUUUUAUGCAGUCAAAUUAUGGUGAUCGAAAUUUUGUGCAAAAAUUGGGAGUUUGAAAACUUUCAAUUUAUCCAUUAUGCUGAAGCGCUGAGCCUAAAAAUUGUUUAUGCUCCAUUGAAGAU